AUGUGACAUGGAGUGGACAUAGGGUUUGACCUUGAAUUUUAGCCCAGAAAUUUACAAAUCUGCUGAUUAUUCUAAAUACUAAUUUAGUUAAAGUGUUACUUUUGAAAUAUAAUGUCGACCGCCGAACCCCAGAAUUUAAGUGAUGCAGACAAUCUAUGCGUGGUCUGUUUCAAAAAUGUGGAGAUCUACUCCAUUGGAUGUUGCGAUCAUGCAGUCUGUUUUGAAUGUUCCACGAGAAUGCGAGUACUUUGCAAGCAGAAUGAAUGCCCCAUUUGCAGGGGAGACCUACCAAAAGUUAUAUUUACUAAGAAGAUUGAGCCAUAUUCAGUUUUGUUUCUAAGGUUUGAACGCUCCAAUCUUCAAGAAAGAAAACUUGGAAUUCUCUUCUGUACUUAUGAAAUUCAAAAAUGUUUCUUUAAACUUCUGGAACACCGUUGUCAGAUUUGCGAUAAUCUGGAGCAUAAAUGGGCAUUCAAAACUUUCCAGCAACUCAAGGAUCACAUGAGAAGGGAACAUGAAUUGUUUUAUUGCGAUAUUUGCAGUGAAAACCUAAAGAUAUUUAGUUUUGAAAGAAAAUGCUAUACAAGGCAGGAAUUAGCGCACCACAGACGUAAAGGAGAUAAAGACAACACCUCGCAUAGAGGUCAUCCACUCUGCGAAUUUUGUGAUACUCGAUUUAUGGACAAUGAUGAGCUCUUUAGACAUUUACGAAGAAAUCAUCUUUUUUGUCAUCUUUGUGAUGCCGAUGGGAAACAUCAGUACUAUAAUUCAAUGGAUGAUCUCAAAAGGCACUUUGGAGAUGAACAUUUCCUCUGUGAAGAGGGUGAUUGUAAAACUAUGCCUCUAACAGCGGUAUUUCGGACUGAUAUUGAUUUAAAAGCUCACAUUACAACAGAACAUGGUAAAUAUAUGACUAAAUCAGCAACCAAACAAGCCAGAACAUUGGAGUUAGAAUUUACACUAGCGCCUAGACCAAGAACUGAUCACACAAAAAAUAGAAAAACCAAUGACCGAAGAGAAAGAUAUGAUGAAGAUUCUAGUUAUAAUGUUGAGCCUGGAGGACCUGGAGGAGGUUACACUGAACAAAGUAGAACAUUUGUUAAUACACUAACCCCAGACAACUUCCCAGCUUUGGGCAAUGUGUCUUCUGCCGGCAAUGUCACUGUAUCCAAAAAUUAUAUGAAAUUUAGCAAUGCAGCUUUUAGUAAUAAUGAUUUUCCGUCGUUAGGUGGCGUUGGAGGCCGGCCAACUCCUGCACUGACAAUUACAACAAAUUCAUUAUCAUCAAGUAACGGCCGCGCUCCAGAAGUCACAAUAACAAGGACUAUAAGAAGCCAAGCCAGCUCCCAGAAAAAGGAUAAUUUUCCAACUCUGAGCGGACCUAGUACUUCUAGUGGCAGCAGUACCCUUAGGUUCAGUGUAAACAGCAAUUCCGAGGACUUGAAGGCUCCAAAAGUAUCAAUCCAUGUAAAUCAAAAUUCUAACGGGGGGAUAACAACCCAUAUAAAAACCACAUCAUCAGCAUCUACCAAGCAACCCGAUGUGUUUCCCGCUUUGGGCAAAUCUGCACCAGUUGCACAGCCUCUUUGGGUUCAGCCUAAACCACCAAAGAAACAAGAGGAACUCAAAAAUUCGAAGGUAGCACCUUUUCCUCAGAUACCUCCCACAGAUAUGGCCUCUUUUCCUACAUUAUCAAAAGCCAAGGGUAUGGAAAAAGUGAAGAAAACAUCUAGUGUUACCAUGCCCGUAAGUAGCUGGGUUAACUUAAAUAACAUAAACACUAAUGCCAAAAGUAGAACUGAUAACUCCAAAAAGAUUGUAAAGCAACAUGAUAAAAGUGAUAAAAGAACAGAUAAGAAACCAAGUAACAAAACUAACUCCUCCCUAGAUGUCAGCCUUAAAGAUUUAAAAUUAAUAGAAGUCAAUCAACGAGACAAAUCUGAUAAAGCAAAAAAGAAAAAGAACAAGACAAUCGCUGCCGAAACUGACAGUAUUGCAACUGAAAAUGGUGUUGAGAAAGGUCCCAAUCAAAAUGAGAUAACUAUGAAGAGGUCCGAGUUGAAAAUAGGGGCAUUGAGUAAUUCUGAAAACAUCAUUGAGUCGGCCCCAUUUUCUGCUAAACCGCCUCCGGGAUUUAAUGUCAAAGCAACUCCGCCGCCACCAGGGUUUAACAAUUUCAAUUUUCCUAUUUUAGGCACAACAAAUGAUUUGACAUUUACUAGUUCUAGUGGUCAAAGCUAUUCUAUAAUGCCAACAAACACCAACGUUUACAAGCAACCACAAAGUUUCCAAAGGCGAAAUCAAGAUUUGAUUAAGAAGUUUCUUGCCGUUUUGCAAGAUAGUGAGGCGAUAAAAGAUUUCAAAAACAGUUCAGAUCAAUUCCGUAAAGGACUUGUAGAAGCGAAUGAGUAUUAUGACCACUGCAAAAACGUUUUAGGCAACCAUUUUGAUGAAAUUUUUCCAGAGUUACUUGUUUUAUUACCUGACAUUGGUAAGCAGCAAGAGCUAUAUCAAACACUAUCUGAAAAAAACAAAAGUAAUUUACUCCUAUGCAAAAACUGCGGGCAGGUCAUUUUGAAAACUGAAUUAUCAGAACACUAUAACCACCAUAGACUAGAAAGUCAUUUUCCAGAUUUGGGUACUGCUCAACAUGUGAAUAAUGCUUGGAAAAAAUAAAGAAAAUGUGUUUUUUAUAUAUUUCUUAUACAUUUGGCUGUGGUUCAAUAAUGCCAUCGCUGUUUUUUUUGUUUUUGUUAAAAAUAUAGUAUUUAUUUUUUUACGGAGCCUUUGAUAAAACCAUGGGAUUUUUUUAAUGUUCUAUACCUAAUCUGUUAUUAAUUUGUGUUGAUAAAAAUACUGCUUUUCUUGUGUCCCUUGCUAUGCUUUAGUUAUGAUUGUUUUUCAGAAACAAAAAGUAAGUGUCCCCUUGGCAAAUAAAAGCUUCAAUUUAAGUUACAAUCACCUUUCAUAAUUUAUAUGUCCUAUUUAAGUAGUUGCUGUAAAACAUGUAAAUAUAUUUGUACCAAACAUUGUUAGCAAGUAUUUUUAAAAUAAAAUAUUUUCGUUAUAA
Molecule: messenger RNA, 3070 nt
Organism: Cylas formicarius (sweet potato weevil)
Lineage: Eukaryota; Metazoa; Arthropoda; Insecta; Coleoptera; Brentidae
Product: E3 ubiquitin-protein ligase ZNF598-like
Exons: 7
Coding region: 112-2676 (854 amino acids)
Biological process (GO): protein ubiquitination; rescue of stalled cytosolic ribosome
Molecular function (GO): ribosome binding; ubiquitin protein ligase activity
Source: RefSeq, a predicted model, not a curated record